AACUCUACUGACACGCAAGAGAAAUGUAGCCAAAAGAAACCCGCUCCGAGCCGAACAUGACCUCCAUGACCCAACCAGACUUCAAUUCCUUCCCCUCGCCGGUCCAAAGCGAGCUGCAGGUGCGUUUUAGGCGUUAUCAAGCACUGGAAGACGAACGAGAGCGAUCGAAGGAGGAACAAACCCGACUCUCAGAACGAAUCAGGCUUUUGGAGCCCAAAGUACUCGAAGCACGACAAUUUCGGUUCCAUCUACAACACAGGCCUAACCGUCUCUCGCAAGAUCCUGCUCCGUAUCUUCCACUCCGCGCAAGCUGCGACACGAAUGGACUCGAUACCUUGCACGCCCAUCGCCGAAAUCACCUUGACGCACAUUUGUGGGCAUUGGAGAAGAGUAGCAAUCGAGUGUCCGGCUUUGUGGACGAGCUUUUGUGAUAGGCCGCGUGGUCCACGGGCACCCAGGGCGAGAGUCCCGCUGGACCGACUCCAAGCCUACCUCGAACGAUCGCAGAAACAGCCGUUCGACCUCCACUUGGAUUUCGGCUGGUACGCCACCGAACAGGGGAGUACUCUAACGCACCACGGCGACAUGUUGCAAAUGAUCCCUCCUCACCUUCAUCGCCUGCGCCGUCUCUCUAUCGUCUUGAGGCCUUCGACUCCCAUCAUGCAACUCGCCGAACAUCCGAAAAACGUAAGACCUGGACAACAGGCUUUUGUUUGGGGUCAUCGGCAAAUGGACGCAGAGCAUGUUUGUGGGUGGUACUCCUGCACUGCGGUACAUUCACCUCGAGCGACCGAGCCUCUGGAAAACAACGUCGCGCACAUCCGCCUCGAACAACGCGAGAUCGUCGACCCGGACGAAGGCGAGGACUCUGUCAUCAACGUCGAAUUGACCUGGUCCGUCUUCCUCCACUUCCUCCAAAUUCCGACAUUGGAAACACUCUCGGUGUACGGGCAGAUGCUUCGCGCCCCGGAGUGGGUAGGACAUGAUUCAGAUAAGAUUGUGUGUCCGAACCUCCAGCAUUUACAGUACGGCCUCGCACCCGACCCAGUGGAACACUUCCUUCCCCAUCUCGUCGCAUCCAAGCUCGAGACCAUCACCCUCCGCCACCUCACGCUGUUCGGCGACGGAUUACCCGUGUCUUCGGUGGAGAAGACGUUCCCGUCUUUGCGCAUCCUGACGCUGGCGUGUGUCUACGGCACAGUGGAGGGUUUCCGCGACCUCGUCGUACUCACAAACGAGGUGAAGCAUCUUUCUGUGGCGCUUUCGCUGUCUCACAGGGUCCCUGGAUGGAAGGACAGCGUGCUGGAAGUGGUGUCCUACUACGACCCUGUCGACAUGGAUUGGUUCCAAGCCUGGAAGGGCGUACCUAUUAUCAGGCUGUGGAAGAAGGAUUUGGAUGCAUUCGUUGCGGUACAUGGACCUCAAGCCCAGCUCAUGGUGAUCGAGGAUACUUUGGAUGGGGAGUUCCUCCCUAAACAUUGGCCUCCGCAUUUCACCUGGAUGGAGAAUUGCGAGGAUCCAUUUUUGACGAAUUUGGAAUCGACGGAGUUGAGAGGUAGAGCCUGCGAGAACUUGACAAGUUCUCGUAUCGAGUCGUUAUUAAUUCUACCCUACUCGAGUUUAAUUUACAGUAAAAUUAACCUUCCAUCCGUCAGAUUUUGA
This is a messenger RNA of Coprinopsis cinerea okayama7#130, 1662 nucleotides long. RefSeq lists its product as hypothetical. The record is from RefSeq and is a predicted model, not a curated record. Lineage: Eukaryota; Fungi; Basidiomycota; Agaricomycetes; Agaricales; Psathyrellaceae. The transcript is spliced from 3 exons. The coding region runs from base 322 to 1662 and encodes 446 amino acids.